AUGUCUGAAGAGUACGACGUCCUCAUCUGCGGCAGCGGCUCAGCUGGCCUUUGCGCAGCAGUCUGGCUAGCUCGGUGCGGUAUCAACUUCAAAAUCCUCGAGCAACGCGAAGGCCCCCUCAAGCAAGGCCAGGCAGACGGCGUGCAAGUCCGCACAGUCGAAAUCCUGGAGCACCUGGGUCUCUCAGAGGACGUGCUGAAGGAAGCCUACCACGUUCUCGAACUCGCAUUCUGGUCUCCAGACGGCAGCGGCGGCAUCCGCAGGUCGCAUCUCGAGCCGGACACCGAGCCUGGACUCAGUCAUCUACCCCAUGUCAUUUUGAACCAAGCACGCAUCAACGAGAUUUUGAUUGAGGAUAUUGUGAAGUCGUCUGGCCAGUCGCACAUUCAGUAUGGGAGCGACAUUCGCGAAGUCGUUGUCGAGAGUCAGGCUGCUGGAAACCCCGACGCCCGUUGCGUGACUGUGAAAGCCAUUGAGAAGGGCGGUUGUGAUGGAGCCCAUAGUGCCGUCAGAAAAUCUCUGGGCUUCAAGAUGGUGGGCGAUAGCAGUGAUGUGGUCUGGGCUGUCAUGGACAUCUACCCCAGGACAGACUUCCCAGACAUCCGCAAGAAGAGCGUCAUCCAGUCUGACUCGGGGAACCUCGUCAUCAUCCCGCGAGAGGGCGACGAAAUGGUCAGGUUUUACAUGGAAAUGCCAGUGUCGACACCGGGCGACGUUACACCCGAGAGGGUCAAGGAGCGCAUCGACGGCAUCUUCAAGCCGUACCAAGUUGACAUUGCCGAGACAUCAUGGUUUUCUGCGUACUCUAUCGGACAACGCCUCGCGGACCACUUCACCAAGGACCAUCGCGUCUUCCUUACCGGCGACGCGUGCCACACGCAUUCACCCAAGGCUGGACAGGGAAUGAAUGUCAGUCUCCAGGAUGGCUACAACAUUGGAUGGAAACUGGCUGCCGUCCUCCGAAAGCAUGCGAGUCUCUCGAUUUUGGAGACUUACGUGUCGGAAAGGCACCAGACUGCCAAGGGCCUCAUCGACUUUGACAGGCAAUUUGCCAAGAUGUUUUCUUCGACAUAUCGAAGAGAGCAUGGGUACACCCCCGAAGACUUCCAGGACUAUUUCAUUAAGUCAGGGAGGUACACUGCUGGCUUAGCUACGGAGUAUAAGCCCUCAAUUCUUGUUCGGCCUGGCACGGACGAUAAAUUGGCGUCUGGUGUAGGUGUGGGAACGAGACUCCAAACCGCGCAAGUCGUUCGGUUCUCCGACGCCAAAGCCAUGCAACUUUCACAUGCUCUUCGUGCCGACUCAAGGUGGUCCUUGGUUGUCUUCCCAGGCGAUAUCUCACAACCGCACGGGGAGAAGCGUCUGUUUAGGGCCGCUGAACAGCUCGAGGCGUUGAUGCGGCAGCUUCCCAUCAUUGAUAAGUCUAUACACGGCUUUGUCAGCCUAGUAUUAGUACUCAAAUCCGAUCGAAAAUCAUUGGAAGAAAAGAAGAUACCUCGUCUAUUCACCCCAACCGCUGGAACUCGGCAAAUUAAAUUCCUCCGAAAUGUUCUCGUCGAUGAUGCUAGUUACCAUGCGGGCCACGGCGAAGCCUAUGCGAAAUAUGGCGUUGACCCAGAGAUUGGGGCAAUGGUGCUUGUCCGACCAGACCAAUACGUUGCCGGAAUAUUUGCAUUUGAGGCCGUUGAAGGCAUCUCAAGAUUUUUCAACGAAUUUGUGGAGCGAACGACCAAUGGAGUUCACUAA
Molecule: messenger RNA, 1746 nt
Organism: Colletotrichum orchidophilum
Lineage: Eukaryota; Fungi; Ascomycota; Sordariomycetes; Glomerellales; Glomerellaceae
Product: FAD binding domain-containing protein
Exons: 5
Coding region: 1-1746 (581 amino acids)
Molecular function (GO): FAD binding
Source: RefSeq, a predicted model, not a curated record